UUAUGGAAAGAAAUCGAAGGAGGAAGAACCGUAAACGAUUUCAUUUCUCUGAAAAAUCUCAGCCGUGUUAAGAGCAAAUAAACUACGAUCUUAUUUUGAUCUUUGUUUUUGAUAAGAAUAUGUCGUUCCAGUUCAUUUUCUUUGGUGUCAGCGUUCUUUUGCAUUGCUGCGUGUUCGGUUUAUCAGAUGAAGAUAGAAAUUUAAUUAGCAAUCAUGCAUUAAAUGCAACAAAUACAAUGAAUGCACCAUUAACGCCUUUGCCAAAAAAUGAAGUACGACAAUUUCAAGGAAAUUAUCAUUUUCCUUCAUUUACAUCUGGAUCGCAAAGAUGUCCUUUGUGUGAUAGUUCGGUAUAUCCUUAUUGUGGCGAGAAACUGUUACAUGAUGCCUGCUGUUGUGUCGAUUCUCAUGAUUUGCCUUAUCAAUGUAGAUUAGCGGACUGCCGAUUUCUGCAUGCCAAUACUUGUAGGGAACACAGAUUGAUCGCCAAUUGUUGCUGUAGCGACGAUUAUCGAGCUGUCUUAAAAAGUUUCGCACAAAGAUAAAUUUAUUAUAUAAUACAUAUUUAUCAUCCGUGGCAAAAAAUAUAAUCGAAUAAUU
This is a messenger RNA of Camponotus floridanus (Florida carpenter ant), 600 nucleotides long. RefSeq lists its product as uncharacterized. The record is from RefSeq and is a predicted model, not a curated record. The transcript has 3 exons. Lineage: Eukaryota; Metazoa; Arthropoda; Insecta; Hymenoptera; Formicidae. Bases 120 to 545 code for a protein of 141 amino acids.